GUAACUGAUAGUCGCGAUCACUCCGGACACUGAAGUACAAGGCGGCAGAAGCUCACCCAGACGGAUCGAAGACUGACUGCCACGGACAGUUGGUCAACUGGCGGAUUGGGCUAUAGCUAAUGCGAUCAAAGGCCUCAAAUUUGCAAGAUGAAGAUCAGAACCAGUCAGGGCUGGACGAAAGCGGAGCUGGAAGAAACCAAUGCUCAUCCUUACCAUCGUGAGUCACGUGCUGUCCGACAACCUCAGCAGUCAGAAAGAGAUGCUGAAACUGGCCAUCUACGGUCAGAAGACGUCACCAAUAGUAACCAUCAUAGUCCUGCGCAUGCGGCGGACUCCAUGGACGGAUCUGGUAACGAGGAAGAGAAUGCACCCGAUGAACGUCACGAGUUAAUGAAUGAAAGCUCCUACAAUCUCGACAGUGUCAUCUACGAUGUGUGGUCCGAGUCAUUGCUACCUUACCUUGAUGUCAGGUCAAUUUUCCGCCUUUGCGGAGUUUCCCGGAAGCUACGAAACCUGUUGCUGACGGAGCAGACAUUCAAGGCUAUCUGUGUGCGUCGCUACGGAAUCAGCCCAUUGUUGGAUUCAUCCGACUUGAAGUACAUUGACACCAGCAAAGCGUUGUAUGUGGCCAUAGCAGUUCUUAGAUUAGAUCCGAUUAUGUGUGAACAAAUGAACAAUCAUCUUCCUUCUAACAAAUUGGAUACUAUGCAGUAUGGACCUAGUUGCCCCAUCCCGUUUCUGCCCUUUCUGUCUUCCAAAAUGGGAACGUUCAAAUUGGAGAGGUGCUUCCCUGGGAAAAUGAUUACUGAUCUCUACAUGGAAGAUGUUCGGUUAGUUAUAAAAGCUGCAACUAAACACUUGCCCAAGCUGCAGAAAGAUGAUAUUUCGCGAACACGUCACCAGCAGAUUCCUCAUGUAUCAGACUCAGGGUACACCAGCGAAGAUCAUCUCGACAGACUGAGAGACCUGUCGUUGCAACGAUGUGGUUCUCCGGAAGUCUAUCAGACACUUCUUAUCAAAAGAAUUGCACAUGCCAGUUCGAAAGUGAUUCCCCUCCUUCAGUAUCACUAUCGCGCUCAGAGACUUCUUAAAGUCGGUCGUGCAUUGUCGUCGAUAAAUGAACAGUUCCCUGAAUUACUGCAAUGCCUCGGUUUGUUGUGGUCAUUAGCAGAUGCCCUAAGUCCUGAUUUCUUUUUGACAUUGCCAUUGAGAGCCAGUGCGGGGCAUUCCACAUUGCAGCUGUACGUCAUGAAUCAGCUAGAUAUAUCUUUGGAGAACUACUGCAUGGUUUGCCUGAAGUACCGCAAGCUCAGAGAUAAGCAGGUGAUCACAACCGAACUCGGAUGGACACAAUUCUUCUCCGGUUUGGGCGAGUAUCUCAGAAACGUGUUGAGUCUCAACCACAGCGACAACUGCGCCAGCCAAAAUGAUCUGUUGGAUUAUUUUACAAAGUAUGCUGAGGAGGUUGACUUAAACAGAUCUAGUGCUUAGUGCAAUACCUAUUAUUCAUAUCACAGUACCAGCACUGCUGUAGCUGCACAUCUCCAAGUCUAUUCCGCCUGCGCCCAACUCGUACGCUAUGGUUCCUCCCAAUUAUCCUCUUAUGUUCAGGCUGCCAGUUUUGGAACCAUCAGUUGCCUGAUGGUGGUAUUUAUUCAGCUUUUAUUUCUUGUGUACUUGCAUACUGGUAUUAGUUUAGUCCCACAACCUGCUAUAAAAUGAUCAGCUGUAGCACCUACUCCACUUUUAUGUUUAUGUAUCUAUGUCAGUAGUAUAGGACG
Messenger RNA from Sycon ciliatum, 1781 nucleotides. RefSeq lists its product as uncharacterized. The transcript is spliced from 4 exons. The coding region runs from base 148 to 1491 and encodes 447 amino acids. Lineage: Eukaryota; Metazoa; Porifera; Calcarea; Leucosolenida; Sycettidae. Gene Ontology annotation, molecular function: protein binding. The record is from RefSeq and is a predicted model, not a curated record.